Molecule: messenger RNA, 1810 nt
Organism: Prunus avium (sweet cherry)
Lineage: Eukaryota; Viridiplantae; Streptophyta; Magnoliopsida; Rosales; Rosaceae
Gene: AAP6
Product: amino acid permease 6
Source: RefSeq, a predicted model, not a curated record
UCACUGAUUUAAAUAUUAUCUCCUCCCCACCCAUCUCUUUCUAUAACCCCAAGCACCAAACCCUUUUAAGUGGUGAAGUACCAUUUCUCUCUAGUUGCCUAAAACCAAACUCAGAGAAAAAACAGGAGAGAGAGAGAGAGAGAGAGAGAAAGAUGACAGGGCAGUUUCAGAAGAGUAGCAUGUACAUGGAACACAACCCAGCAAUUGUUGAAAACGGAGAUUUUCGCAAGAAUCUGGACGACGACGGUCGUCCCAAAAGAACUGGGACAUGGGUGACUGCCAGUGCACAUAUCAUAACGGCUGUGAUUGGAUCAGGGGUGCUAUCUCUGGCAUGGGCCAUAGCUCAGCUAGGUUGGGUUGCAGGGCCAGCUGUUCUCAUGGCCUUCUCUUUCAUCACCUACUUCACCUCCACCCUCCUUGCCGACUGUUACAGGUCCCCGGACCCUGUCCACGGCAAGAGAAACUACACCUACAUGGAUGUUGUACGAGCCAAUCUAGGAGGCAGAAAAGUGCAGCUUUGUGGGUUGGCUCAGUAUGGAAAUCUCAUUGGUGUUACUAUCGGUUACACAAUUACUGCCUCCAUCAGUAUGGUGGCGGUGAAGCGGUCGAAUUGUUUUCAUAAACAUGGACAUCAUGUGAAGUGUCGCACAUCAAAUAACCCAUUUAUGAUCAUCUUUGCUUGCAUCCAAAUCUUGCUCAGCCAAAUCCCAAACUUCCAUAAGCUCUCAUGGCUCUCAAUCCUCGCAGCCGUCAUGUCCUUUGCCUAUUCUUCCAUAGGCCUAGGCCUCUCCGUGGCCAAAGUUAUAGCUGGACCACAUGCAAGGACAACCUUAACUGGAGCUACAGUUGGGAUAGAUGUGUCAGCCUCGGAGAAAGUUUGGAAGACAUUCCAAGCCAUUGGAGACAUUGCCUUUGCUUAUGCUUAUUCUACCGUGCUUGUGGAAAUACAGGACACAUUGAAAUCACCCCCGGCAGAGAACAAAGCCAUGAAGAGGGCAACUAGUAUCGGCAUUGCAACCACCACAGUGUUCUAUGUUCUUUGUGGGUGUGUUGGCUAUGCAGCAUUUGGGAACGAUGCACCUGGAAAUUUCCUCACCGGUUUCGGAUUCUAUGAACCCUUUUGGUUAGUUGAUCUUGCCAACAUCUGCAUCGCCAUUCACCUAAUCGGCGCCUACCAGGUCUUCUGCCAGCCCAUAUUCGGGUUUGUCGAAAGCCAGUGCGCCAAACGCUGGCCCGAAAGCAAGUUCAUAAACAGCGAGCACGCCGUGAACCUUCCGUUUCAUGGGGCAUACUGUUUCAACUCCUUCAGAUUGGUGUGGAGGACUGCAUAUGUGGUGAUGACAGCAAUCUUAGCCAUGUUGUUCCCCUUCUUUAACGACUUCUUGGGUUUGCUUGGAGCAGCCUCCUUCUGGCCAUUGACAGUCUACUUCCCAAUAGAGAUGUACAUUGCAAGGACUAAAAUGCCCAGGUUCUCCUUCACAUGGACUUGGAUGAAGAUUUUGAGCUGGGUUUGCUUGGUAAUAUCACUUGUUUCAGCUGCUGCAGCAAUUCAAGGUCUCGCAACAGAUGUCAAGAAGUACAAGCCCUUCCAAACUGAGCAAUAGUAGUGCUUUACUAUAUAUAGCUUUUAAUAUAGGGUUUGAGUAGUGUGUGAUUAGUUAACUUAUUUCCCAAAAACCCUAGUCUUCUUAAGUUUGUAUUGUUAAAUUCCUCCUAAAGUUUGAAGCUAUCAAACUGGGUCAAUGUUACAAUGUAAUUUCUCAACAAACGAAAAAGGAAAUGAAUAUAAGAAGAAAAUAAAAAUCCAAAA